CAGAGGAGCAGGAAAGCCGGACGUUCCCAGCUUUGAUCGGUGAGCUUGUGCUGAGUUAGCCACUAAUCGCCAGAAUAGCAAAAUGGUCACGAAAAUUCGAUCACUGUCCAGUAACCACACCCGGAAGUGAAUAAUCACAGCAUAAGCCUGGGAUCGAUGACGCCUGCUGUGGGGGAGAUUAUCAGACCUGAUGUAAGCAGUGGGGCACAGCCGCUAUAGCACGGCUCAGCAGUAUAAAUAGGCAGUGAAGGGAACGGAAUUUAAAGCAUCGCACUCCACAGCAGCGACAACAUCGACUCAACUGGCGAAACCCGACAGAACCAUGCUGGGCAAGGCUCCCCUCCUGGUAUUCUACUGCCUGACUGUACACACUAUGUGCUCACCGGUAUAUCCAGCACGAAGAUUUGAAAAUAGUCCUAUUCUGGGGAGAAUGCUCAGUACCCCAGCAGAGGAGAGUGACAUCGCCCAAGCCAGAAGGCUGUGUGAGGAUGAUGAGUCUGCCCUGGAUACCACUGGAAAACGAACUGAACGCCAUGCGGAUGCAGUAUUCACCAACAGCUACAGGAAGGUCUUGGGUCAGAUGUCUGCAAGGAAGCUCCUUCAGACAAUUAUGGGCAAAAGAGUUGGCGAUAGCAGCCUUGAGGAUGAGCCUGAGCUCUUUUCCAAGAGAAACUCUGAUGACAUCUUUACAGACACCUAUGCUCGUUACCAGCGGCAGAUGGCACUUAGAAAAUAUUUGGCUGAAAUUCUGGGCAAUCAAAGACUUGAAAAUAUAAACAUCAGGCAGCUGCCUGAGGACUUUUCUGCAGCUCUGGAAACAUAUUACGGAAGCAAAUCCUCUUACAAUAAUUAAUUGAAGCAGUGUCAAUUCUCCACCCUAAUGGAUCAUACAGUUUCUUUCAAAGAGAAAUUCUUCAUUAAAAUAGUUUUGAUGUACAGUAUUAUGCACUAAAUUUAUUAAUACAAUUCACUGUAAACAUUAUUUCUAUGGAAAUUUGCAUUGUGAUAUUAUAUUAAAGUUACAUCUGCACAACUGGUGAAAUUGUCUAUUUCUCUUCAUUUCAUUCUUGUUUGUAGUUAAUUUCUGUCAGCAGUACUCAUGGAGAGCUGUAUAGUAAACCCAAUUGUUAUGCUGAUCUUUAUGUCUGUUAUUGGAGCUUUCUUUCAUUUUCUGUGCAAGGCUAAAUCUUGAUAAUGAAAAUUCUAAGUUGAAAUCAUGUUUUCUCAAACAUUAGGACAAAACACGCUCCCUAAUAUAAUCAUUUUUAAUAAUAGAUUUAAGUACCAUUUACUGACUUAGAAUGCUAUAAGGCUAAAUAUAAUAAAUGAUGCUCUA
Stegostoma tigrinum is the source of this 1336-nucleotide messenger RNA. RefSeq names its product glucagon family neuropeptides-like. Gene Ontology annotation, biological process: positive regulation of cell population proliferation; growth hormone secretion; adenylate cyclase-activating G protein-coupled receptor signaling pathway. The record is from RefSeq and is a predicted model, not a curated record. Gene Ontology annotation, cellular component: perikaryon; extracellular region; terminal bouton. The transcript has 9 exons. Lineage: Eukaryota; Metazoa; Chordata; Chondrichthyes; Orectolobiformes; Stegostomatidae. The coding region runs from base 323 to 853 and encodes 176 amino acids. Gene Ontology annotation, molecular function: peptide hormone receptor binding; growth hormone-releasing hormone receptor binding; growth hormone-releasing hormone activity.